AUGGCUUUGGAAAAUGCCUCCUCAGUGACUGAGUUCAUCCUUGCAGGCUUAACAGAUCAACCAGAGCUCCAGCUACCCCUAUUCCUCCUGUUUUUGGGGAUCUAUGUGAUCACUAUAAUAGGAAAUCUGGGAUUGAUCAUUUUAAUCAGGAUGAAUUCUCAGCUUCACACUCCUAUGUACUAUUUCCUCUUCAACCUAUCUUUCAUAGAUCUCUGCUAUUCCUCUGUCUUUAGUCCCAAAAUGUUGAUGAAUUUUGUCCUGACGAAAAACAUCAUCUCUUAUUCAGGGUGUAUGGCUCAGCUCUAUUUCUUCUGUUUUUUUGUUAUUUCAGAAAAUUAUGUGUUGACAGUAAUGGCUUAUGAUCGUUAUGUUGCUAUUUGUAAUCCAUUGCUGUAUACUGUUACCAUGUCCAAUCAGAUUUGUUCAUGGCUAUUGGGUGGGGCAUACGUAAUGGGGUUUGCUGGUGCGAUGGCCCACACUGGAUGCAUGCUGAGAUUGUCUUUCUGUGAUGCUAACAUCAUAAACCAUUACAUGUGUGACAUACUCCCUGUCCUCCAGCUCUCUUGCACCAGCACCUAUGUCAAUGAGCUGUUGGUUUUCAUUGUUGUGGGCAUUAACAUCAUAGUGCCUAGUGUCACCAUCUUCAUCUCUUACGCUCUCAUCUUGUCCAGUAUCUUGAACAUCAGCUCCGCUGAAGGCAGGUCCAAAGCCUUCGGCACCUGUAGCUCCCACAUAAUUGUGAUCACUCUUUUCUUUGGGUCAGCUUCCUUCAUGUAUUUCAAACCAUCUUCAUCAGGGUCUGAGGACCAGGGCAAAAUAUCUUCAAUCUUUUACACAAAUGUGGGGCCCAUGCUAAACCCCCUCAUUUACAGUCUGAGGAAUAAAGAUGUUAAGGCUGCCUUGAGGAAAACCUUGAAAACUUGGACACUUCAAGGAAAGUGUAAUAAUAUGAAGAAUAAACCAUUUUGUAGAUGUACGCCUCCUCCCCUGGGAGCUGGGCUUCGGACGUCUCCGGACCCACCCUGGGGGAAGGGUGGGCUCAAGGACCAGACAGUACGCGAGUGUGGUGUAUGCUCUUUAUUGUGGAGGAUUCCCCCCGAUCCUUUGUUCUCAGCCCGUUAUAUACACUUCAAGGACCCUCCUCCCGAGCCUCACAGGGUUUUUCUUAGGGAGGGAGAGGUCGGCUUUGACGUUCUCAAGAGAGCGUCGCAGCACACGGAGCCAACAAAAGAAAAGGCAAGGGGCCAUAAAGCAGAUAAGGAUCAGGAAGCCUGCACCAUAAAUGAGCCAAAGAAGGAAUUGCGAAGAUCCCAGGUUAUGUAA
Messenger RNA from Phascolarctos cinereus (koala), 1323 nucleotides. RefSeq names its product olfactory receptor 8B3-like. Gene Ontology annotation, molecular function: G protein-coupled receptor activity; olfactory receptor activity. Gene Ontology annotation, cellular component: membrane. Lineage: Eukaryota; Metazoa; Chordata; Mammalia; Diprotodontia; Phascolarctidae. The record is from RefSeq and is a predicted model, not a curated record. Gene Ontology annotation, biological process: G protein-coupled receptor signaling pathway.